Messenger RNA from Cyprinodon tularosa, 1934 nucleotides. RefSeq names its product transmembrane protein 204 (gene tmem204). The record is from RefSeq and is a predicted model, not a curated record. Lineage: Eukaryota; Metazoa; Chordata; Actinopteri; Cyprinodontiformes; Cyprinodontidae. Bases 809 to 1465 code for a protein of 218 amino acids. The transcript is spliced from 3 exons.
UUUUAAAGUGAUCCUGGAGGAGGGUACAACUAGUAUUGAGCUCUCAGCAUCUGCACACUGAUGCCUCGGACCGUAACGAAAAGCAGCUCUCCCACAUUUCAACUCUGACCUAAAGCGUUUGCAGAGUGCAAGAGAGAGAAAGAGAGAGAGAGAGAGCAGUUGGCAGGAGACAGAGAGAAGCAGCAGGAGGUGGACCAGAGGACUUCUUGUUCCAGUCAGACAGUGGAGACGCUCCAAAUCAAGAGGGUUGAAGUUAGUCUAAGCAAAGUCUUUAGCAAGUCAGUUCCUAGCAACACUGUCCAAAAAAUCUUUGUAUUUUUUUAUUUACUAUUUAAAAAAAUGCUAAAUUUACUUUGGGAAAAAAGAAACUAGACCAAAAGGCUCCACAAAAAGAGUAGCAAGAAAAGAAAAAGUUUAAGUUUAAACACAGGCAAACUAAAGCUGGGUUGAGAUCCAGGAGUCAAGCUGCAGCCAGAGGAAGCCAGUGGGAUGGACCCAGGUGCCAGUUGGAUCAAUCCCCAAGUACCUGCACUGCUGUCUGAGGAGGAGGGCUGAGAAUCUGCUGCCACGACAACCAACCCCUGAAUGAGGAUGAAUGGAGAUGUUCUUUAGGUAAAGCAACACUCCUACUAAAUCGUCUGAGUGAGCUGCAGAAGAACCGAGGUCACAGCUGGACGUGGAGGAGGUCGUGGAGGGGAGUCAGGGGGCCCUGAGCACCGCCGGCGACUCUGGCCCAGAGGACAGAAGUGAACGGUACACUGAGGAGGGACAUCACGGAGGGGAAGAGGUGGCAGGCGUCAGGCGACGCAUGGCCGUCCAGAGGCUGGUUGCGGCAGCAGUGUUGGUGGCACUGCUGUCCUUAGUCCUAAACAACAUUGCAGCCUUCACCCCAAGCUGGGUCCUUCAAGCUCUGGAGGACGGACGCAAGAGGAAUGUGGGACUAUGGAAAAUGUGCCCCGUCGGGGGCCGUGAUGACCUCCAGGGUGCGAGUCAAAGGCAGUGUCAGAGCCUCGGAUGGGGGUCCGAUUAUGCAGGCUACCAAGAAUCCCACAGCACUGUUAAAUUGCAGUUUAACAUGAUGCGAGCGUGCAACCUGAUAGCGACCGUGGCGCUGACUGUUGGUCAGCUGAUCUUCCUUCUCGGCCUGAUGGAGCUGCCCUUUAUUACACAGGAGUCCCAGUGGUGGGAGGAAGCCAUCGCUGCGCUCUUCCAACUAGCUAGUUUUGUGCUGGUGAUUGGUCUAGUUACCUUCUACAGGAUCGGGCCCUACACACACCUUUCCUACUCUUGCUACGUGAACAUUGCAGCCUGCCUCCUGGCCACAAUGGCAGCAGCCAUGCUCAUCUGGAACAUUUUACACCGACGAGAUGACUGCCUAGCUCCACGGGUUAUAAUCUUCCCUCCUUCGCUGGCAUCACAUUUUCAUCCACGUUUAGAUAACGACUAUGUAGAGUCACCAUGCUGAGUCGCGACUAAUGGACCAGAGCGUGUUCUCCAUAGCUCCUGUUACACUUUGGCUAGAUGUCUGUGAUGGGACUCUAAAGACUACAUGCAUCCCUGUGGCUCCACAGAGGCUGGAUACUUGUUCUUACAGCAAAUGGUUUCUUCUGCUCCCAUCCCUUUAAAUAUAACCAAAUUAUUGCUGCUUAAAGCACAAGCACAUAUUUAUCCCAAAAUACCGCGAAGCAGCCCUAAAACAUACAUUCAUACCGUUUGUCAUUAAAAUCACCCUAAGGUGAGCUAAAUGGUUGCUAACAUGGAAACCUGGGUGUGGACUGCUUUCAAUGCAUCUUUGUAAAGAGAUCAAGCUGGAACUUGACAUAUUUUUAUAAAACGCACUUAUUGAAUGCUCCCUGACAGAAUUAAGAAUUGGGAAUGAUAAUACCAGAUUACCUCAUACUUGUCUCCAUCCAUUAAAGUGUCUUAUAAUGUAA